AUGAUCAGCGGUGUUAUUCUGGAACUGGAACAAGAGAAACACUUGCUGCGGAGGCGACUUGACACCACACAAGGAGAAUAUGAGGCGAGACUGCUGGAGUUGCAGAAUGACAUCAAGGAGCUCACCUCGAAGAUUGGUACCAAAAAUACCACCGUAAAACAGCGGGAUGAAGAAAAAGCCAGCCUCAUCGCAGAGCUUACAGCUCAAAACUCCAGGCUAACGAUACAGCUCAAAGAGUCUUCAGCCAUGGAACAACAGCUGCUGGCACAGCUGGAAGGACUGAAAGACCAGUGCUCGAUUAGGAAAACUAGCUUACAGGACCAUGUGCAAAGCCUGGAAUCCUUAAAAGCGGAGCUGGCGUUAGUCACAGACAAAAGAACAGACUUGGAGAGGAGGUUAAUGGGAUCGCUGCAGGACAAAGAGAAUCUGAUGCAACAAUUGGAGGAAGCCAAUGAUAGGAUUGUAGCACUUGAGAGGCAGUUAAAAGAACAGGAACACAUGUACCACAACACCCUGAAGGAACUAGAACGCCUGCAAAGAUCCCACGACACACUAGCCGAGAGGAUCGGCGCACCAGAUCCAAUCGAUACGACAGAUACUGCCAGAUCAUUGCACGCGGAGAUGGAGUCUGAACCUGAGGAUCAGGACGACGGCUGGCUGAGGAGCGAAGCUGUGCAAGUUUACAAACAGCUCAGGUCGUUGGCGUUGCAGCUGAAUACUGGACAUGACGAUGAUUCAGGAUUACACUCAGAUCUGUCUCUUACGUCCUUGGACGGCGAGGAAGGUGAGACGCUUCGACGAGGAGCGCUGGCCGCCGCCUGCGCAGACGCUGUGGCUGCGUACGCGGCACUCGAGGGGUCACGCGUCAGAGACUCCAUUGCCGCACAUGCUCGCAGAGCGUUGGAAAGGGAAAGGCAGAUCGACGAAAAGAACGAAAUUAUUGCUGAUUUAUCUUCUAAGCUAUCAGUUGCUGAAGUGGAACUGCGCGCCGCCGCUGAAGAGCGUGACAGGCUCCUCAAUGAUGCUAAAUACGGCAGUUUGCAAAACGAUGAGGCGGUCGCCAAGGCCCGCCAAGAAAGAGACGAAGCCAUGGAGAGGAAGAAGGCUGCAGAGGUGGCUUUGGCAAAGACUAGGGUAGAGCUGAUGCAGGCAAACAGUCAACUAUACGAGGCUGUCCGCCAAAAGGUGGAUCUUGGACAGCAAUUGGAACAGUGGCAGAUGGAUAUGCAGGAGCUCAUCGACGAGCAGAUGAAGCACAAACUCACGUCCCAAGAGAAGCGUCGCAAGCUCCCUGAACAACCUGCACCGACCAGGGCUUCGCGUCUGCUUGGAUUUUUUCACCGGUGA
This is a messenger RNA of Arctia plantaginis, 1347 nucleotides long. NCBI's taxonomy places the organism in Eukaryota, Metazoa, Arthropoda, Insecta, Lepidoptera, Erebidae. The record is from the annotation of a GenBank genome assembly.